Phyllopteryx taeniolatus (common seadragon) is the source of this 782-nucleotide messenger RNA. RefSeq names its product somatostatin 1, tandem duplicate 2 (gene sst1.2). Gene Ontology annotation, biological process: regulation of cell migration. The coding region runs from base 136 to 690 and encodes 184 amino acids. The record is from RefSeq and is a predicted model, not a curated record. Gene Ontology annotation, molecular function: hormone activity. The transcript has 3 exons. Lineage: Eukaryota; Metazoa; Chordata; Actinopteri; Syngnathiformes; Syngnathidae. Gene Ontology annotation, cellular component: extracellular region.
GCGUGCACAGGAAGUGAAGAACCAGAAGGAGUGGAGGAUGGUGCCGUGACAGGAGAGUCACGCUAGGUCGGAGGGGAAGCGCUGAGGCGAUGGCAGGAAGCGCAGCUCUUUUUAAGAGGCUGGAGAGGAUUAGAAAUGAGCUCACCAGUGGCACGGCCAAGGUCAGUUGUUUUGGAGGCAAAGUCGGAGAGAGCCGACUUGGGUGCUUUGGACCUGUUCCAGAGGAGGGCGAGCGGGUAUGUUGGCAGAAGGAUGAUGAGGAUGGAGCUGCCAGGCAAGAGAGCGAGAGCAAGACCCAAGAGAAGGUUGACAGCCAUGCGUGGAUGCGAGCGUUCCUUGGUGCCGUUGGUCACGUGCUUGCUGGUGUGCAGCCUGGCCGUUUCCUCUCAGCCUGACAGACAGCAGGACCUGGAUCUGGACCUGGACCGGGAGCUUGAGCUGCGUCACCUCAAGAUGCCGCAUCAACUGGGGCAUGGACAACGUGACCUGUUGCAGGACUGGACCAAGCGAGCGGUGGAGGAUCUCCUGGCAAGGUUGUCGCCACCCGAGGCCGAAAUCCGGCAGCCGUCCGAUCUUGCGUCGGCUAGGAUGGACGGCGAGCGCUCGGUGGACCCCCCCAACAACGGGCCCCCCCGCGAGCGUAAGGCCGGAUGUAAGAACUUCUACUGGAAAGGCUUCACUUCCUGUUAGGAGGCGUCCGCUCAUCGGUCGCUUCGCAUCUCGUUAAUUCUUGUCCAAGAAACUUCAACUUAUUUGUGUCCUUGCUUCAUUAAAGAAAGAAA